Messenger RNA from Corylus avellana, 1567 nucleotides. RefSeq names its product F-box/kelch-repeat protein At3g06240-like. Lineage: Eukaryota; Viridiplantae; Streptophyta; Magnoliopsida; Fagales; Betulaceae. Gene Ontology annotation, molecular function: protein binding. The record is from RefSeq and is a predicted model, not a curated record.
UUUCAAACCGUUGCUCCCUCCAACCCUCAAUGUCAACCUAUCUUCCUGAGGAAUUGGUGCUGAAUAUACUGAGCAGGCUGCCCCCAAAAUCCCUAUUCCGAUUCAGGUGCGUUUCCAAAUUUUGGCAUACUCUCAUCGGAAAUCCUGAUUUCUUUACCUCAAAUUCUCUCAACCGAUCUAUUCUCGGAGACCCCGAUCGUUCUGCUCCUCUCCUUCUCGUCACAGAUGAACACUCAAUAGACUUUCCAUAUAAGCGUAUUUUUUAUUUCCUCUCUGGCGAGACCCUGGAUUGCCAGUCUCAAAUUAUUCUCAAGUUCAAUUCUCUGUAUGAAGAGUUUAAGAUUGUGGCUUCCUGUAAUGGUUUACUGUGUCUCCACCAACACGUCCAUGACAAAAUCUAUCUUUGGAACCCCGCAACUUCAAAAGCUUUAAAGGCUCUCCCGCCCCUCCGACGCGCGGGCUUGAAAAUCGAGUUUGGUGUCUUUCUGUUCACCGUCGGAUUCGGUUUCGACAGGAGAUCCAACGACUUCAAGGUGCUGAGGAUUUGUUACAUUUUUGAUAACGGCGAUUGCGAACAACAAGUGGAAGUGUACCGCCUGAGCACUAGGAGAUGGAGACGGCUUGACCUGCCCGACCCGUUUGCUGAAUUUUACCUAUGCGAGCUGGAAUCCGCACGUCCAAAUUUUCUUACCACUGUGUCAGAUGGCGUUUUUUUCUGGUGGGUGAUGCCCGCUAUACAUAAAGAGGAAAUUGUUGCUUUUGACUUUGGCGACGAGUUGUUCCGAACGACGCCGCUUCCGGAUGGUGUACAUUUUUCAGAUUUCACUUCCGUUAAUUUUACGGUGUUAAAUGGGUGCGUUGCUAUAGUGGGUUUCCCUCAUCAAAGAAAGCGUUUGCGCCGGGAAACACGCACUACUCAAUGUUUGGUUAUAUGGGUUUUGUUUGAAUUUGGUGCGGAGGAGUCGUGGACUAAACUCAUCAAUCUUCCACUUUUGCUAGACUACCCGGAAAGGCCCUUAGGAUUUUUUAGAAACAGAGAGUUGUUUAUGCAGAAUGCGGAGGGACAGCUGGUCUUAUACGAUCUGUUAACCCAUUCAAAGAAGGAUGCUCCUCAAAUUUACGGGAAGAGCAAUAGGGGUAAAAGAUUGUUGCGAGUUUUUCCCCUACACGAAUUUGAUGAGUUGGGAAUGGAUGGAGCUCGACCGCCCUAAGAUGCGUUAGGAGUAUUAUUGGACGUUUGGAAAAUAUGAAGAAGGUGCUUGUUAGAGUAAUUCACAGCAAUGUUUUUAUUAAAUUAUUAAUAAGAUGCAUCUUAUCAAUGUAUUUUUAUUUAAUUAUUUCUCUUUCAAUUGAAGUAAACUAUUUUUGAAUACUAAAAUCGCUCAGCUAUAUAUGGCCGGUUACCUCCCCUCAUCAUACUAUUAUAGUUUAAUUGCUAGGAUGAGCCAGCCAACUUUUGAUUGUACUUCCUUUCUACUUCACUCCUUGUUAGCUUGCGAUCUUCUUCAUUUAAGAAAAACACAUUGGGGCUUUGAAUAAACUACUCAUGUAAUUUGUUAGCUUAUCA